Messenger RNA from Stereum hirsutum FP-91666 SS1, 1939 nucleotides. RefSeq lists its product as uncharacterized. Gene Ontology annotation, cellular component: Rad6-Rad18 complex; nucleus. Bases 21 to 1328 code for a protein of 435 amino acids. The transcript is spliced from 8 exons. Gene Ontology annotation, molecular function: single-stranded DNA binding; ubiquitin protein ligase activity. NCBI's taxonomy places the organism in Eukaryota, Fungi, Basidiomycota, Agaricomycetes, Russulales, Stereaceae. The record is from RefSeq and is a predicted model, not a curated record. Gene Ontology annotation, biological process: protein monoubiquitination; DNA damage tolerance.
GGCGACGCUAAACCUCUACAAUGGUCAAGAACGCUGUCGAGGACAUCUUGAAGCUGGACAUAGACGACCCAACAGACUUCUCCCACUCUUCACUGCAGUCGCUCGACAGCUCGCUUCGCUGUCUGAUUUGUUCCAAUCUCUUCGAAGGGCCUGUUGUCCUUCCCUGUGGACAUUCUUUUUGUUCGCUCUGUAUACGUGGCGCGAUGGCGGACAAGGCCCAGUGCCCUACAUGUCGGAAGGAAGCCACAGAGUUCCAUAUCAAAGUAAAUACAUCAUUGGAGGAUGCUGUGGUAGCAUGGUCCAACGCGAGACCGUUAGUUCUCGAACUUUGUCAAGAGCAAGAAGAGGCUCGUGAGGCAGCUAAACGUACGAACGAUCAUCCAACCAACACUCGUCCAUCGAAGAAACGAAGAGUCAACCCUGAAAACGACAGUAUUCCCGGUCCAUCUGCACUCACUAAACGAUCGCAAGCUCCGUCUACUUCCAAGUCGAAGAAUGACACCAAGGAGGUUUCUGAUCCCGAACGUUCCUCAACUCCCGAAUGUGUUGACUGCCCAAUGUGCCAGAAGUCUGUAUUGCACUCAAAGAUAAACGUACACAUCGACAGUGGGUGCAAGACAGGAGCAUCUUUAAGUCGGACUUCCUCUGGCUCUGGUGCCACUCUUGCUGCACCAAGAGCCGUCAAACGGGAGAGCGCUCAAAAGAUGGAAUGGGCGAAGCUUCUAGAUGGCAGAGCCAAGAUGAAGGGCAAAGACAAGGCAAAAGACGUCGUUGACUCCAAUACUGUUCCUCUGCCCAAAGUCUCAUACUCCAUGCUGAAAGACAAACGCAUCCGGGACUACCUCGCAGAAUGGGAUCUAUCGACGACCGGGGACAAGAGCGCUCUUACGGCGAGACAUCAACGAUGGGUAAUGAUAUACAACGCGAAUCUCGACCGCGGGCCGACACAGCGAAAGCAAGUUCCAGAGUUGCGUGCGGAGAUGAAGCGAUGGGAAGAUGAACGUAAAGCCGUUGCCACAGGGAGGAAAAUGUCGGGUAAGGAGGCCGUGAAGGAUACGGUUGAGUACCAGAGAGUACACAAGGCGGAAUUCGAUGCGCUGAUCGCAAGGGCAAGACCUCAGAAAUCAAUACCGCCGAUUUCUGCAUCUGAUUCCUCGACUCCGACUCCAUCUACAUCUGUACCUACUCCCCAACCCACUUCGUCGCCGCCGUCUUGGAGCCAGCAGCGGUCGAGUGUUACGCCGGAGGACGAUGCGGAAAUGAGGGAGGAGGCGGGCUCAAGGAGUGAGGCCAUCGUCAUCGAUUCAGGAGAUGACGAGGAUGGGUAGUUCGAGAGGGUGGACUUGAUCGCUUCCACGUAGAAGUGCAGCUUUCGAGCGUCUAUCGUGUCCGUGAUGGGUGUGUUAUCGAUUUGUCUAGUCUCAUGUAUCGCUUUGCUUCCUGCUAUUACAUACUAGCCUCUAUGGGGCUGCUGGUAAAUGUUCAUACAUAACAGUACACACUUCAAACGAUCCAACCAGGAAACGAUUAUCCAAGGUAACCCGGUCGUCGCUAUCAGUAUAUCCGUAUAGGUAACUUCACUUUCAUCUCAUGGUCAUCAAAAAGUACCGAUGCCUCAACAAAGUACUGGACGCUCAACCCGGCCCAAUCCAUCGAAGGCAGCAUCCCACCAUUCAAUCUCAACUCCCCUCUAUACAUUCCAUCCGGCACGGCCAUCGCCAUGCUCAUAUCGCUCCUCCUCUUCCCCGGCAUCUUACCCCGCUUCGUGAACCCCUCUGAUGUAUCCGACAAUAACAUCCUCACUUCGGACACCAACGAGACUUCACGCUCUUCGGGCGCUGAGAUGGCGGAGUACAUCGAUUCGGUCUCAUAGAUCGUAGUACGGGCAUCUUCGGCAGGUGGCGGCGGAGUUACCAUACUUGCAGUUGAAGAUGGUGGU